This is a messenger RNA of Cimex lectularius (bed bug), 1484 nucleotides long. RefSeq names its product zinc finger protein Noc (gene noc). The transcript has 2 exons. NCBI's taxonomy places the organism in Eukaryota, Metazoa, Arthropoda, Insecta, Hemiptera, Cimicidae. Gene Ontology annotation, biological process: negative regulation of DNA-templated transcription. The record is from RefSeq and is a predicted model, not a curated record. Gene Ontology annotation, cellular component: nucleus. The coding region runs from base 177 to 1310 and encodes 377 amino acids.
GCCCCUCCACGCCUUACCGCACCGAGCCACAGAUCGAGACCGUCCUUCUACUUGUUCGUACCAAUCGUGGCAGUGUCUUGAGACAGUAUUUGUGCUUUUUAUACUCCAAAUCAUCUGUUCCAAGUGAUAAACUUAAACGUUUCUUGUGCUGUGACAAAAGCCGGAUUGAGAAUCAAAUGGUCGUGUUGGAGAAUAGCGACAUCAUGACUUCGCCCUCCGGACACCAGUAUCUUCAGCCCGACUACCUUUCACCUCUUCCGACAACCUUGGACGCGAAAAAAAGCCCGUUGGCGUUGUUGGCUCAGACUUGCUCGCAGAUAGGCGCCGAUUCGCCGAGCACGAAGCCGUUGUUGCCUUCUCUGGACAAGCCGAAAAAAUCUACCGAGCGCUCUUCGGCGACUCCUCCCAAGUCCCACGACCUUUCCGCCUCAUCCAAAAACGGCCUGGCGUUCAAGCCGUACGAGGCGAACGUCUUGACGAAAAAGAACGAGACGCCGAGGCCCGCCAGCAAGCCUUCGUCGGAGCCCGAGGAGAAGAGGAGGACGCCCAGCCGCAAAUCCGCAUCGCCGAAAGACGGAAAAUCGCCUUCGUCGGAUAAGAACGCAGACAAGUCGUCUGACAGCGGAGCCAGCCCGAUAAUCCGUUCCGGCCUGGAAGUGCUGCAGGGGCACCCGAAAGACUUGCCCCUCGGGUUCAAGCCGCCUUUGGGCCCGCUCGGCCUGCCUCCGGGCUGCUGUCCGCCCGGUUUGGAAGCAAAUCCCGCAUUCCGACCUCCUUUGGCAGGACACAUGAUGUACCCGGGGCCGUACAUGAGCUACGCCAGAGUGAAGACACCCGGCGGCGGAGAGGCACUCGUUCCCGUCUGCAAGGAUCCUUACUGUGGUGGCUGUCAAGUGGGAAUGCACUCCGCUCUUAUGGGCGGGACCUGCCCGAGCGGAUGUACUCAGUGCGAACACCAAAAAUACCUUAUAUCGUCCUUAUUGCCUCCUCACCCGUUGGCCUACGUAGGCAGGCCGUACGUCUGUAACUGGAUUUCCGGAGAGUCCUACUGCGGAAAGAGGUUCACAUCAUCCGAAGAGUUGCUCACACACCUCAGGAGCCAUACGGCGGACACCUCUCUGCUGAAUCCUCUGCGUUACCCCAACCCUCCGCUCAGCCCGCUCUCCGCAGCUCGAUAUCACCCGUACGGCAAACCUGGAGCCCUGCCGACAUCACUCCAGUCGCCGUUCAGUGCUUUCAACCCGACCCUCGCACCGUACUAUUCGCCUUACCUGUACGGCCAAAGGAUAGGAGCGGCCGUUCACCCCUGAUCUUCUCCCCGUAAAACACCCCCCUGUGAUAUCAGUGCAAAAGUGACUACCCCUUAGUGCGUCUGUCUCUAUGUGUGCUCUUCAUUCGUCCAAUUUUGACAAACAAUUAAAUUUAAAAAAAUUUAGUCCUUAUUUGUCGUUUUGUAAAUAUUGAAAAAUGGGAUAAAAAGAGUG